Messenger RNA from Erigeron canadensis, 1297 nucleotides. Its product is annotated as protein SHI RELATED SEQUENCE 5-like. Gene Ontology annotation, molecular function: DNA-binding transcription factor activity; DNA binding. The transcript is spliced from 2 exons. Lineage: Eukaryota; Viridiplantae; Streptophyta; Magnoliopsida; Asterales; Asteraceae. Bases 1 to 1221 code for a protein of 406 amino acids. The record is from RefSeq and is a predicted model, not a curated record. Gene Ontology annotation, cellular component: nucleus. Gene Ontology annotation, biological process: positive regulation of DNA-templated transcription.
AUGUCAGGUUUUUUCUCACUAGGUGGAUCAACAUUUGCCAUCACAAAAGACCCACAUCAAGAAAAUCAUGACCCACAUGAUAACAAUAAUAAUAAUAAUAAUAAUCAAGACAACCAUGAUCAUCAUCAUCACCAAGAUAGUAUAAUCACUCCAAAUAGUUUAUAUCUAUUCAAAAACGAAGAGAUCUACAACAAAGGCUUUGACUUAUGGCAGCAAUAUUACCAUCAACUUCAUCGUCAUCAACAAAGUCCAACUCAACAACAACAUUAUGAUCAUCAUCUUUCUAGUACUAAAAGAACAACUUCAUGUGGUGUUGAAGAGCUUUGUCUUAACAACAACAAUAAUAGUAGUAGUGAUAAUAAUAGUAAUUUGUAUACUACUUGGAAAGAGAUGAGGGCUAGUAAUUCAGGAUAUGGAAAUAUAGGGGGUGAACAUGGAGGUAGUGGAAGUGGAGGGGGAGGGGUGAAUUGUCAAGAUUGUGGAAACCAAGCAAAGAAAGAUUGUCAACAUAUGAGAUGUAGGACUUGUUGUAAAAGUAGAGGUUUUCAAUGUCAAACACAUGUUAAAAGUACUUGGGUUCCGGCUGCUAAAAGGCGGGAAAGACAACAACAAUUGCAGCAGUCUUUGACGGUAGCACAACAAAAUCAACAACAUAAUAUGGCGGCGGCUGGUGGUGGUGGUAGUAGUCAACAGCUGAGUUUGAUGAUGAGAGGUGGUGGUGGUGGUGAUGGGGUUGAUCAGAAUCCAAAGAGAUUGAGAGAAGAUCAUCAUAAUCAUCAACUUAUGGUUUCCACCGGUGGUGGUGUGACGGCGUUGAAUUUGCCGGUGGCUCAUCAUCAUCAUCAUAACACUUUAGGGUUUGAAGCGGGUCUUUUCCCUGCCGAAGUGAGUUCUCCAGCGGUUUUCCGAUGUGUUAGAGUGAGUGCAAUGGCCGAGGCGGAGGAGCAGCUAGCGUACCAGACUGCGGUUAACAUUGGGGGACAUCUUUUCAAGGGAAUUCUUUAUGACCAUGGUCCGGAUGGUGGUAGUAGUAGCGGCGGCAGAUCUCAUCAUCAUCAACAACAACAACAACAUAAUCUAAUAACCUCGGGCACAAUGGGAAUGGCCAACGUGGUUACCGUGGCUCAUCCUAGCGUGACCGGUUCCAUUGAUCCGUCUAUUUAUCCAACUCCACUCAACGCUUUCAUGGCCGGUACGCAAUUCUUCCCACCACCAAGAUGAUCACAUAUGAUCAUCAUCACAACUUAUGGUAAAAAAUAAUAAUUAGCUAGGAAUUUGCUAAUUGUUAUUAUGGAAC